UGGAAAAGUUCGUACCGAACGCGAAGGAAAUGGAGGAACAGCAAAGAGGCAGGGAAUGGGAGAAGGAAGGCGAGGGGAGGGCCGCUGCCCAACCGCCGCACAUCUCCGAGAUGAAGCCCGUCACCCAUGAGGCCUACGGCGGAGGGCUUUACGGCACCGACGACAAGGGGGAGGCGGAGAGGAAGCCGGAGGGUCUGCGGGCCAGCGAGACACAGAGUGCGGAUGGGCCGCCGGACCCUGUUCCCGCGCCCAAGCACAAGCCCCCACCGUCCACCGGCGACCGCGACGUGGAUAUCACCGGCCAGGCUUAUAUCCAGUAGUCAAUAAUGGCUUUUGUUUUGUUUUUCUUUCUUAUGUUCUGGU
This is a messenger RNA of Phoenix dactylifera (date palm), 363 nucleotides long. RefSeq names its product transcription activator-like protein. The record is from RefSeq and is a predicted model, not a curated record. Lineage: Eukaryota; Viridiplantae; Streptophyta; Magnoliopsida; Arecales; Arecaceae.